Molecule: messenger RNA, 2718 nt
Organism: Leptomonas pyrrhocoris
Lineage: Eukaryota; Euglenozoa; Kinetoplastea; Trypanosomatida; Trypanosomatidae
Exons: 1
Coding region: 1-2718 (905 amino acids)
Source: RefSeq, a predicted model, not a curated record
AUGAGCUACACCGGGUCCCACCCACACAACUUCAUACCUUCGUCCACCGCUGCGAUACCAAUGAAUCAAGACGAUCGACGGGCGGUACGUCCGCUUGGGGAUGACGGCAGCGCGGCCUCCAGCAAGCAGGUCCACGCGGCUAACCUCGAAGCCCAGGUCCGGGUGUUAGAGCAGGAGGUGCAUCUCCUCCGCACCGGUCUGGCGCAGAACGAAAGACUGCGGCAGGCGUCGACCCCCGGCUCCCCGCCGCGACGCGUUCACUUUGGGCCUUCCUCCGUUGUACCGAUCCCACGCGUCACCCCCUCAUCUGCUGCAUCGCCCGCCGACCUCGGUUCAACACGUAGACCGUCGAUGACGUCCUCCAAGCAGCCACGGCGACAGUCUUCGCCCUCUACCGCGGUAAGGUCAAACGGCGGCCGACCCAGUUUAGCGUUUGGGCAGCGCGUCGACCCGUCCAUGUCCCGCACGGCGCACACUGCAGCCGCUGGUUCGACGCACACAAGCAACCGGCAACCUGUGACUCGCGCGACGUGGAGCGAGGACAGCAGCCAGGAAAAGGCGCAGAAUGCGGAGGUAGAGUAUCUGUCUUCUUCGGCAGCAGCAGCUACAGCCCAAGCAUUGCCCACUGCAGCGAACACAACGUACGUCCCUCUCUCCCCCGCACCGGCAUCUCUGCGUGGAAGCAACACAGCAGGCAUCCCUCUUCAAGGAGCGGCCGCCGGCGCCACCGUUGUGUCCGCGGUUGAGGGAGUCUCUCCCCUUCCUUCGUCCUCACCGGGUGCAACGGUCUGGGCCUCCGCUGACCCUUCGCUAUUAAGGAGGCGCGCUGCUGCUGCUGUUGCUAAUAGCGCGAAUAGCGCUCACAGUCACGUCGACAUUAUUUCUAGCUACCCAUUCCGCACCUCCUCUGCACCUCCUCUGACGCCGGCCAACGCGGCGUCUGUCGCGCCCGCCCCCAUUCUGGUCACCAUGAGCAGCGACCGGUUGCCGUCGAACGCCCUUCAGCCGAAUGCAUCGACAAGUGCGACUUCUUCCGUUCCCGCUUCCGCAGCCGCGGCGGCAGAGGGUAACACGCGACCGCUUGAAGGGGUGAAGAACACGACGGAGGGCAUCACACAACCGAACAGCAUUUCCGCAGUUGCCGCGUCUUCUGUCGCAACAACAUCAGAAACGUCAACCACGGUGCCUGCUGCUGUAGCAUCCACGCAACACACAAGCGAACCGCAGACACGCGCGUCUCCCUCUAUAGCAAACCUCAGCAGCUCUCCAAGCACACGCGUGGAUGCGUCGGUCGAGGAAAUGACGCGUCAAAUCGUGGAGCUGCGCGACACCUUAGACCAGCGAGAGGCGUUGCUCCAUCGAGUGCUCCUGGAAUUGCACGACUGCGGCAGCACUGCAGGAAGGACAUCCACCACGCUAUCACCGGCACGCCAUGGCGCUCCGGACGACAAAGAAGAGCAAAGAAGGCGCACCCUGCGGCUUCUCACGCAGGAGCUUCUCGCCGCACAGACGCAGUUGAGUCACGCGAAAGUGUCCUAUCGACUUGUGCAGGAGGAGCUGCAACGGCAGCAACAGAUUCCUCUCGCUACGGCACCUGCAGUGUGUGACGCUGCACCUUCUUUACCUCUACCACCACCACCACCACCACCACCGCCGCCGCCGGCAACAUCCGAACUGCAAACGCAGUUAGAUGCCGCAUUACGAAAAGUGAAGGCGUGGGAGGACUGGUACGCGAGCACCACACCCGCUGAGGCCGGCAGCACAUCUGGUGAGGCAGUGGCAUCAGCAACGUCUGCGCCUUCGAAGUCUGCAGACAAAAAUAACAACGACAGCAGCGCCAAUGCAGAGAAACGGAGAAAGAAGAAGCGCCACUCAGCCGAGGACGAGGAGAAGAACGCAUCGCACGGACACCGUCGCCGCGGUGGGCAAGACAGCUCCCGCUCUUGCUGCUGCCCGCACUGCGGCGAGGCGUUGACGGGCGCUUCUCCAUGUGCCUUCCCCUCUGCGGCACCGUCCUUUGCCGGUUAUUUCCCUUCCUUCGAUACAUCUCGUGCGCCUGCUGCGGCGACGCCAGCGUUAACGUCCGCCUACGCCCUCGAUGAUGCGCUUUACAGCAGGUACGCCUCGCACGGGUAUCCGGAGUCGUUCCUGGAGCCAUUCACAAAGGCGCCGUCAUCGAGUGCGGUCGCGGCUGACACUCCUCCACCGCAACUUCAGGCCCACGCUUCCACCCCUCCACGCGAACCAACAAGAGCAUCGAGAGCAGUCCCGGCAGCUUCUCCCGGUGCGUCGCGAAACGCAAUGCAGAGCAGUCGCGGUGCCGCCCCGGCACACUAUGGGACGUGGGAGGGUGAAGUGGGUUGCGACCGUAGACGAGGACUUCAUGGUGUCCUCGCUCCGCCUUCCACUUCUUCCUAUUACUGCGAUGACCUGGAACACGCUAAGAUGCAGGCCUACUGCAAGCAGCAGUACGUUACACAAAUGGCACGUGAGGCGGCCGUGCGUGAGCUGGCGGAGGCGGAGCGGCAGGUGGCGGAGGAGCGUCUUGCCGUGCGGCAGCGACAACGGUUGAGUUGCACUCCACCUUCCCCUCCCCUUCUUCCUCUACUCCGAAAGCAGGCGGCCCAAGGGCACCAGCUGUUGGAGGAGCAACAACAACGGGCGGCACCACCACGAGAGAAACCGUGGAUGACAGAUAGAACACGGCAGGAGGGCUAA